This is a messenger RNA of Hemibagrus wyckioides, 3682 nucleotides long. It is a transcript of the gene maoa, whose product is annotated as monoamine oxidase. Gene Ontology annotation, molecular function: oxidoreductase activity. The coding region runs from base 107 to 1675 and encodes 522 amino acids. NCBI's taxonomy places the organism in Eukaryota, Metazoa, Chordata, Actinopteri, Siluriformes, Bagridae. The transcript has 15 exons. The record is from RefSeq and is a predicted model, not a curated record.
ACAGGCUCGCGGUGGCUGUGGCGCUUUAUUGCCGCCGUGAGCUGCACUGCUUUUCUGCGAGAGAGCUAGAGAGAGAGGAAGAGAGCGGACAGCGCAGUACAGCACCAUGGAGGCCAACACGUACGACGUGAUAGUGAUUGGGGGCGGCAUUUCAGGUUUAAGUGCAGCUAAGUUGUUGGUGGAGAGUGGUUUAAACCCUGUGGUGUUGGAAGCCAGAGACCGUGUUGGUGGACGAACUUACACUGUUCAGAAUAAACAUGCCAAAUGGGUGGAUUUGGGCGGAGCAUACAUUGGGCCCACUCAAAAUCGAAUUCUACGUCUGGCCAAGGAGUAUGGGGUUCAGACUUAUAAAGUCAACGAAGAAGAGUCCCUGGUUCACUAUGUGAAGGGGAAGUCAUAUCCAUUCAAGGGGCCUUUCCCCCCAGUGUGGAACCCCUUAGCUCUGCUGGACUACAACAACCUCUGGAGGACUAUGGAUGCGAUGGGUAUGGAGAUCCCAAGAGAAGCUCCUUGGAAGGCCCCAAAUGCUGAAGAGUGGGAUAACAUGACCAUGAAAGAGCUCUUGGACAAGGUUUGCUGGACAAGCACUGCCCGCCGCUUUGCUACACUGUUUGUUAAUGUGAACGUGACCUCCGAACCUCAUGAGAUUUCCGCUCUCUGGUUUCUCUGGUAUGUCAAACAGUGCGGAGGCACCAUGAGGAUCUUCUCCACCACUAAUGGAGGCCAGGAGCGAAAAUUUUUAGGAGGGUCAAGUCAGAUCAGUGAGGGCAUGGCUAGAGAGCUGGGAAACAGAGUCAAGCUUCAGAGUGCUGUCUACAGCAUCGACCAGACUGGAGACAUGGUGGAAGUCAAGGCUGUCAGUGGGGAGACAUAUAAGGCAAAAUACGUUAUUCUUGCCAUACCACCAGGGUUGAACCUGAAGAUCCACUUUAAACCUGAACUUCCUCCACUGAGGAACCAACUUAUCCACAGAGUUCCCAUGGGCUCAGUUAUCAAGUGCAUGGUCUACUACAAGGAGAACUUCUGGAGGAAGAAGGGUUACUGUGGAACCCUGGUGAUCGAAGACGAAGAGUCGCCUAUUGGCCUGACUCUGGAUGACACAAAGCCUGAUGGAACGGUGCCAGCCAUUAUGGGUUUCAUCCUUGCACGCAAAAGCAGGAAGCUGGCUGGACUCACCAGGGAAGAAAGAAAGAAGAGGAUCUGUGAGAUCUAUGCACGUGUCCUAGGCACUGAGGAAGCUUUGCAUCCUGUGCACUAUGAGGAAAAGAACUGGUGUGAGGAGGAAUACUCUGGUGGCUGCUACACAGCCAGCGUCCCCCCUGGUGUCCUCACUCAGUAUGGCAAAGUCCUGAGGGAGCCUGUGGGCAGACUUUACUUUGCAGGCACUGAGACAGCUACAGAGUGGAGCGGCUAUAUGGAAGGGGCUGUGCAGGCUGGAGAAAGAGCAACCAGGGAGAUCUUGUGUGCAAUGGGGAGACUACAUUCAAGUCAAAUCUGGCAAACAGAGCCUGAGUCACUGGAUGUCCCUGCUGUGCCAUUUGUCACCACUUUCUGGGAGAGAAAUUUGCCGUCCGUUGGAGGACUCCUCAAGUUCGUGGGCGUGUCCUCAGUCCUGGCGAUUGCCACCACCGUAGGUGUAGUGGCCUGUAAAAAGGGACUCCUUCCCCGAUGCUAAAGCUCCCACUACAGUGUCUCACUGGCCUUGGUUAAGACUGACAGUCACCACACCAAGGCUAUGCUACUGACUAGACAUGAGCUCAUGUCAGUGAAAAACAGAUUUGAUUUUUAACACCCAAUCACACUUUUAUGUACGAAUUCCCAGGGUAAUGAAUAAAAUAUGUAAUCAUUACUGUUGAAAUGGACACACCAUAGUCAGAGGUGAGAACCAGUAGGAACAUCUGUCUGGUCACCAAUUAACAAGGCCACAGACAACAAUACAUUUCACCGUAUAGUCACUACAUAUAUCCUCACGUAUGACACGGCGUGUGUGGAAUGAACCAGUCGAUUUGAUUACCUCUGAUGAUUUUAGGUGCUGUUAUAAGGAACUCCUUAACUGAAAUAGCCUUUCAAUCUACAUGUGACAAAGCUACAGCAUUAUACUGAAGUUUUCUGUUUUGUUUUGUGAAAGCCUUUCACAAGAGACAUGACUAUGAGAAUCUAUCCUCUCUGACAACUUCUGUUUUGUGUGGCUUAAAUGGCUCUGACUGUCAGAGUGGCCCAUAGGCACUAAAGCUAAAGAAAGCCCAGAUAGUUGGUAUUAUUUCAUGCUGCUCUGCAUGAUUAUGGCAUUCGUUUCGAUGAUGAUUGAUUCUUAAUCAAGGUAUUUGAAUGUAUUCUUUUCUUAUUACAUAUUGUAUAUGAUUUUGAAAAUAAUUUAGACAGAUGUAUAAUUGAUAUAUACAGUGUUUUAUUUUUUUUUUAAUAAGGUGAUUUCCAUACACCUUUCACCAUAUUGCUCCAUACACAGUGAUUUUAUUUCUUCACCUUAUCUACAUACAGGAAUCCCCUUGCAGCAGAUUUUAGCAUUUUAACAGAUGAUUUAGCAUGGGAGCAUGUCAGAGUAUAGAAAUCUCUAUUAUGCCAGUAGAGAUUGAACAGUUUGAUUCUGAUAAUUAACUUAAGUUUUAAUAUUUCACUGCUGAAACAUGGUAUGCAAAACCAAAAGAAUUUGAAAUCUGUGUGACUUAAAAUAUGACUAAAUGGAAAUGGUUGUAAUACAUGCAUAAGAAAGACACAAGAAAUGGGACAAGAAAUGAAUAGAUGUAGUGUGUGUGUGUGUGUGUGUGUGUGUGUGAGCCUGGUGUUUGUGGAAUGUGUCAUUGUGUGUGUCAAGGUGUGUUGUGUUGUCUGUGGUGCCUUAACAAUUUAGUAGUGCUUGUUAUUUCUCAAGUGCCUCUGUGAUUGUGUGUGUGUGUGUGUGUGUGAUUUUUGAGUGUGAUGUGUGGUCUGUGUGUGUGUUUAUCAAACAGCUCCUGGGUCAGUCACUGGCUACUUUAGCAAGUAGAUACUUCAUAUGAUCUCUUCCUUAUUGUUUCAUUCCCUUAUUAAGUGUUUCUUUAUGCAACACAAGGAUGAUGUGGUGUCACCUUCUUUUAGACUAUUUCGAUUUUAAGCAACAAGUGAGAUUUUCCAGAUAAUGUCAUCAUCAUAUCUAGUGAGGCUACGCUAGUGUCUCGUGUUCCUGUGGUCAUGCUCAUGCUGAUUUUUGAAUAACACAAUAUCUCUCACCCCUAAAGUAGCCACCGGUGAACCAGCGAAGACUGACGUGAAGCCUAAGGCAAGCAAAGUGCUGACUAUACCAUUCUAUUUGAAAGUUCACAGAGAGUUAACAGAGAUUCUGAAGUUCAUAGCAUACAAUACUCUUUUUUUUUUUCUCGAAUCUGGUGGACUAUGAACUGUAAUGGUGCCGUGACUCUGUCAGUGAAGUCUUCAUGUCAUGCUGUGGUUGAUGUAACCUCUUUUCCUGGAGAGUCAUGUCUCUGUGUUCUAACAAGGCUUUGCUAAUCCAUGUACUCCUGUGCUCUGUGUUUGCUGCGGUUUGUCUCCUGUGAGGACCCUUUCCUUUGUCAAGCCAUGUGAGUGUGCACAGUGUCCAGUGUUCUAGUCUUGUAAUUGCAUUACUUGAUCUCUUUGUACAAAUCCAACAACACAACUGGUAAUAAAAAUGUGAAAUUUACCUCCA